Ostreococcus tauri is the source of this 657-nucleotide messenger RNA. RefSeq names its product unnamed product. The transcript is spliced from 2 exons. The record is from RefSeq and is a predicted model, not a curated record. Bases 1 to 657 code for a protein of 218 amino acids. NCBI's taxonomy places the organism in Eukaryota, Viridiplantae, Chlorophyta, Mamiellophyceae, Mamiellales, Bathycoccaceae.
AUGGCGUCGACGAUGGACGACGGGGAGGCGCGUCGAGGGGGAGAGGCGACGACGAGCGCGUCGAGUGGGCUUCCGGUGCGCGUGUUGGUCGAGGCGGCGAUGCUCGCGGCGAUGACGGGUCUGUCGUUUCACAUAUCGUCCCUGUUUCGCUUCGACGCGUACUUUGGGGCGUUGUUUCCAUUACCAGUCGUCAUCGCGUGCGCGCGGUGGGGGAGCGCGGCGGCGAGAAGGACGCUCGUCGUGGCGACGCUGUUGUUGCUGUUGAUUAGCGGGCCGCUGCGGGCGCUGAAUUAUUUCUUCCUGCACGCUCGGGGGCGAGUUGGUGGGUCACCGUGCCCCGCGAGUGCGCUCACACGGACGUUUGGGAUCGUGUGCUCGCUGUCAGUUUCGUCGCUGCUGUAUCGAGAAAACGUGAUGAAGCUCUUAGUGACGCAGAUGUACGCCCUGCUGGAUCAGUUCGCCGCCAAUGUUGGAGCAACGUUCGCACCGGACAUCACCUGGGUCUGGGCCACAGCCAUGGUUCUCAUACUCGUCAACUCACUCAGCUACACGUUGAUUUUGCACAUGGUGUACACCAUCGUGCUCAACGCGGUGACGCGACGGAACUUUGCAAACGCCCCGGCCAAGGUGUGCCGCGCCCUCGGCGUCCCGUUCUGA